Pelodiscus sinensis (Chinese soft-shelled turtle) is the source of this 672-nucleotide messenger RNA. The record is from RefSeq and is a predicted model, not a curated record. NCBI's taxonomy places the organism in Eukaryota, Metazoa, Chordata, Testudines, Trionychidae.
AGUUUUCUGGCUUCUUUCCUGCCUUAGGUGUCAGGUUCUACUUCAGUGAUUUCCCCCUGAAGAUCAGGUUAUCUGUGUAUGAGCCAAAAACAUCUUGAAAGCCCCCUAGCUCUGUGAUUGAAGCUUCUUCAGGGAUAGCUACACCCAAAAUGACACAUCACCUGAAAUUUAUUGCCAGAACAGUGAUGGUCCAGAAUGGGAAUGUGGAUGCUGCUUACAGGACACUAAACAGAAUUCUAACGAUGGAUGGGAUCAUUGAAGAUGCCAGACGGCGCCGGUACUAUGAGAAACCAUGUCGCAAGAGGCAGCGGGAGACCUAUGAGACAUGCCGGCGGAUUUAUAAUGCAGAAAUGGCCAGGAAGAUUGGCUUUCUAAUGAGGAAGAAUCGACCGGACCCCUGGCUAGGCUCUUAGAUCCCAAGAAUUACAAUAGCUGGGAAAACUGUAACUUCUUUUUAAAACAAACAAGCAAACAUAAAACAAAACCCACACCACUGUCAUAGCUGAUCUCUUCGUUGCUAGUGUCAACUGAGAGGCCAAUGAGCGAAUGGGCCAUGGAGACUGAAUUCUCUUCUCCACCAGGGCAGGAUUGAAGACCAUCAUACCAUCAAAUCUCUCAGCUUCUGAACAAUUACUAUGUUGUGCCUAUCUGUUAAUAAAAGUAUGCAUUUUA